AUGGGGCUUUUGGUGGGGAAGGACUGGCCGGUUAACCGGGCGGUGAAUGGCGCAGGUAUAUCAGAGGUAGGUGCCGCGCCCAACUCCCCUCAGUGGCGCAAGACCUGCAGCUCCAACAGUGGAUCCUGCAAUGGACACCUCAUGAGGACAGAAGCCAGCACUGUGAUGUCACAGCUCAGCUGCCGCUUUGUGCUCCUGGAGCUGUCGAGUGGUGAGGGGCAAUGCCGGAGGCCGUGGGCACAGGCCAGGAGGCUGAGCCUGAGCAAUACCGGUGACAAGGACAGGGACCUGCACGUGCUGUUCCAGGAACUCUGCCAACUCCAGGCAAAACAGAGGAAGCUGAAGAGAGGUCAUAAGGUUUGUGAAGACUAUCUGAUCAAGGUCUUGAGAAAGUCCCCAAGGGUACGCUACAACCAAGGGGAGGAGCCAGAGGAAGCCCCGGUGGGGGCCAUGGCGGAGCACUGUGGGAAGUUCUUCGCAGUCAGCCAGGACGUCCAGAAGCACCUGGAGGCCUUCUUCAAGAUGAGCCAGGCCGUCCACCAAAGCCUGGAGUGUCUAGAGGGAGGCCACAGGGCUCUUAUCCUGAGCCUCAAGAUCCGGCUGUGCCAGCUGCAGAAGAAGUGUCACCGCAAGCAGGAGAAGUGGUGGCAGCUGGAACGUGGUGUCACCUGCCAGAAAGACACAGGCAGCUGGGAUGUGAGAAGUAAGGUUGCUGAUCACAGCCCUGAAGGCCUGAAGUCCACAACUCUGGAGCUUCCCAAAAGCCAGCUGCUAAACUGCAUGCAAAUGGCCAUCAACAGCAUGGCCCAGCAGUGCUGCGCCUCUGCCCACGGCGUGCCCAAGGGCACGGGUCUCUUCUCCAAGCUCGACCUCAUCCGGGAAUUUAUGUUGGACAAAAUGGAUACUGUGAGAUUCAUCUCACUGCUCAGGGGACCCAAAGUGUGCUGGACAGCAGACAACCCCAAGGACUGGGGCCUCAGAAGGUACCCCAGACCAUUCAGAAAACAUUCAAAGAGUCAAGAUUCGAUCCUCGGGAUCCCCUUUCCUAGCACCCAGACUUCAGAGUGCUCCAGCCUGCACUGACACAGCCCAGGGCCACCAGCCCUGCCAGCAUCACGA
Molecule: messenger RNA, 1119 nt
Organism: Kogia breviceps (pygmy sperm whale)
Lineage: Eukaryota; Metazoa; Chordata; Mammalia; Artiodactyla; Physeteridae
Source: RefSeq, a predicted model, not a curated record